This is a messenger RNA of Thamnophis elegans (Western terrestrial garter snake), 1707 nucleotides long. Its product is annotated as lipase member M-like. The transcript has 9 exons. Bases 92 to 1276 code for a protein of 394 amino acids. Lineage: Eukaryota; Metazoa; Chordata; Lepidosauria; Squamata; Natricidae. The record is from RefSeq and is a predicted model, not a curated record. Gene Ontology annotation, molecular function: hydrolase activity, acting on ester bonds. Gene Ontology annotation, biological process: lipid metabolic process.
GCUAUUGCUAUUAGUUAGAGGGCUUGUGUUGAAAAAGGCUUAUACUGACAAAACCUAACAACUCAAUGUUUUUGCUUUGCAGAGACCCACAAUGUGGCUGGUUUGGGUGGUGAUAUGCUUAAUCCAGCAAGCAGUGACCGCAGAGAAAUCUAUAAAUGGAAGAUAUUUGAAUCCUGAACAUUUGAUGAACAUUAGUGAAAUCAUACAAUAUUGGAGAUACCCUAGUGAAGAGUAUGACAUCCUGACAAGUGAUGGCUAUUAUCUCAAAGCAAACAGAAUUCCUCAUGGAAUACACAGUCCUGAAAAGACAGAGUCUAAACCAGUUGUGUUACUGGUAUCGGGUAUUCUGACUGAAGGAAGAUCUUGGCUCAUCAAUCUUCCCACCCACAGUCUGGGAUUUGUUCUAGCAGAUGCUGGCUAUGAUGUAUGGAUAAUAAAUAACAGAGGAACUACCUGGUGUAGAAGGCACCAGACCCUAACUGUUGACCAAGAAGAAUUUUGGGAUUUCAGUUUUCACGAAAUGGCAAUUUAUGAUAUUCCUGCAGCUAUAAACUUUAUUCUACAUAAGACAAAGCAGGAUAGUUUAUAUUACAUUGGCCAUUCUCAAGGAGCUUCAAUGGGUCUUAUUGCUUUUUCAGCCUUCCCACAGCUUGCUCAGAAAGCAAAGCUUUUAAUGUGCCUUGCACCUCCCUACACAUUGACGGACGUCAAGGGAGUAGUAAAAUAUGUCUUACUCCUUCCCUACAAAGUUAAAAGGUUAUUAUGGGGAACUAAAGACUUUACUAUUCUGGACGACAGAGCAAAAAACAUUAAUGCCAAUCUAUGCAGCUACCCAGGAUUGAACAAGAUUUGCAUCCAAUUACUUCUGUCUGUUGCGGGUUUUAAUAAAAACAAUAUAAAUAUGAGUCGAGCCGAUCUUUUUUUUGAAACUUACCCUGAUGUUUCUUCUAUGAAAACUCUAUUUCAUUGGACCCAGAUUUUUGAAUCAAAUGAAUUUAAACAUUUUGACUACGGAAACCAGAACAAAGCUAUAUACAACAUGACCAAGCCCCCGUUUUAUAAAAUCGAAGAUGUAACUGUGCCAACAGCUGUUUGGAGUGGUGGGAGUGACUUCAUUGUGAAUCCAGAGAAUAUCAAUCAUCUGCUCCCACGACUUCCUAACUUAGUUUUCCAUAAGAAUAUUCCUAGCUGGCACCAUGCCGAUUUUAUCUGGGGCCUUGAUGCCUCAAAACACCUGUAUGAGGAUAUUUUCCGUCUAAUGCAGAGCUAUAGAUAAAUGUAGAUGGACAUUUUCUCUGGCAGUAGAGGAUAACAACAUUUGGAAUUCGAUGUAGAAAAUAAACAGUUUAUAUUUUCCAAAUUAGUUUUGAAAUGCUGCUAUCCCCUUUUUGUCAGAAAAUGUCUUCCAGGCGCCUUUUGCUGAAAGCAAAAGAGGAGGGAAAGUAAUAGAAAAACAGAGAAGAAGAAAAAAUAAAAAGAAGUAGAUUCUCGUCUUCUCUACAGCAAUUAUAAAUACAAUUGUAAAUUUACCUCUUACUCUAAGGGCACAGCUCAACUAUCUUUUUUUUCUAUGAUCCAUCCUGUCUAAUUGUCAACAUCAUAAGUUAUAAGUUCAUUUUUUUCUGCUUCAAGACAAAAGUCCAUAAGGGUUUCCACUUAGUAACGAAUGCUAGAUAUUGUCAGAACCUCUCCAUUAGAUAAUUAGGA